Messenger RNA from Penicillium alfredii, 201 nucleotides. RefSeq lists its product as uncharacterized. The record is from RefSeq and is a predicted model, not a curated record. The transcript is spliced from 2 exons. Lineage: Eukaryota; Fungi; Ascomycota; Eurotiomycetes; Eurotiales; Aspergillaceae. The coding region runs from base 1 to 201 and encodes 66 amino acids. Gene Ontology annotation, biological process: protein secretion.
AUGCCCGUCUAUCUCAUUUCUCGGAUCGGAGACCCUCUCUUCGCCCUCACAAUGGGCAUCACGGCCGCCAUGACCCGCAUCCGCCGCGACCAACAAGAGAAGAAUCCGGAGCAGGCCUCGCAGAUUGGGUACGGGACUGUGGUGCAAAUGGGCGGACAGCGCUUGCAGCGGUGGUGGAAUGGGGAUUUCCAAGGCCUUUAA